CGCCCCGCAGGGGUCCGGGGGAGGAUCGGCGGAGCGCCGCCGCUUCGCCCCGCGCUCGACGGGGCCGGGGGCCGCCGGUGGCCGUCGGUCCCCAGCUCGUCCGCGCCGCCGCGAGAGAGAAGGGAAGAGACGAGAGCCCGGCUGAGCGGCGGGAGAUUAUGGCGACGUGAGCGGCGGAGCAGACCCCGACCCGAGUCCCCUCGCCCCGGCGCAGUGCAGAGGUUCCCCCGGCGCCGCCGCGGCUCGGAGCGGCCUCCGGCUCCCCAGCCUUUCUGAGCGCGAGCAGCCGAGGUGCGGCAUUGAAACGGACGGCUCCUUGAGCCCCUUCUAGCCGAGGCGGCCCCGCUGGCCGACAGCUCAAACAUUCUCUACCUUGGAGACUCUUUCUCUCCCUUUUGUUGAUAAAGAUGAGAAGAAAGUGGGGAUUGGAGGAUUUUCAUUUUAUCUUUUUUGGUGUGCUCUGUCUCCUGCUCAUAGACGGAGGUAAACUAGAACAAGGAAAACAUUCAGAUACAUACUGUGUGUUUCAAGACAAGAAGUACCGUGUAGGAGAAAGAUGGCAUCCUUACCUAGAACCCUACGGACUUGUUUACUGUGUUAAUUGUCUCUGCUCAGAGAAUGGAAAUGUACUGUGCAGCAGAAUAAGAUGUCCAAGCCUACACUGUCCUUCCCCUGUGCACGUACCACAGCUGUGCUGCCCGCGAUGCCCAGAAGAUUCGCUGUUCUCAGUAAGCAGCAAAAUCACUGGAAAAUCAUGUGAAUACAAUGGCACCACCUACCAUCAUGGCGAAAUGUUUGUGGCAGAGGGGCUUUUCCAAAACAGGCAAGCAAACCAGUGUGCCCAGUGCAGCUGCUCAGAAGGAAAUGUGUACUGUGGGCUGAAGACCUGUCCCAAAUUAACUUGCUCUUUCCCAGUUUCUGUUCCAGAGUCCUGCUGUCCAGUUUGCAGAGGAGAUGGAGAGUUAUCCUGGGAGCAGGCUGAUGGAGAUAUCUUCCGGCAGCCAGCCAACAGGGAAGCUAGACACUCUUACCACCGCUCCCACUAUGAGCUGUCACCCAGCUCCACCAGGCAGGUAGUCAAUGUUCCACGAUUUCCAAGUGCCAGGAGUAACCGCGGAGUCCUACCAGAUCCCCAGCAAGCAUCAGGAACAAUAGUACAGAUUGUUAUCAACAACAAGCACAAGCAUGGACGAGUUUGUGUUUCAAAUGGCAAAACAUACUCCCACGGUGAAUCUUGGCAUCCUAAUCUCCGGGCCUUUGGAAUUGUAGAGUGUGUGUUGUGUACCUGCAACAUCACCAAACAAGAGUGUAAGAAAAUUCAUUGUCCAGAACAAUAUCCCUGCAAAUACCCUCAGAAAGUGGAAGGAAAGUGCUGUAAAGUCUGUCCAGAAGAAGUGCCAAGUCAAAGCUUUGACAACAAAGAUUACUUCUGUGGGAAAGAGACCUUUCCCGUCUAUGAAUCCAUUUUCACAGAGGAAGGAGAAACCAUCAGAAAAAUUGCAGUAGAGACUGAAAAGUCACCACAAAUAGAAAUACACGUGUGGACAAUCAGAAAAGGGAUUCUCCGUCAUUUCUACAUUGAGAAAAUGUCCAAGAGGGAAUUUGAAGAGCUUCCCUACUUCAAACAGAUAACAAGGACAACCUCUAGCCAGUGGAAAAUAUUUAGCGAGGGAGAAGCUCAGAUCAGCCAAAUGUGUGAAAGCAGAGUGUGCAGGACUGAGCUCGAGGAUUUGGUAAAGGUUUUGUACCUUGAGAAGUCUGAAAAGGGUCACUGUUAAGGGAGACAGCACUGGAGGGAGAAACACAAGAAAACUUAUGAAAACUUGGAUCUGCAGCUGGACUGCAGGCUUAUUUUGCUUAAGUCAACAGUUGCCCUAAAAACCAAAACUAUAAUGCAGUAAUUAUUCACAUCAUGCACAGCAAAUUUGCUGCUUUCUGUGUAGUGGUCUGUGUCAAUCGUUCAAAUAUCUCCUCCAGAAUUCUAGGAGGCUCUGUGUUACUGGUGGGGGAAGCAGAAAGAGAGACUGUAUUUUCCCAGAGUUGCAUUUCUUUACAAGUUAAAAAGAGAAAACAGAAUGCUUUUAUUAUUUGGCAAGUUUUUCAAACUAAUGAAAAGAAGGACACCUAAUAAAUGUGCAGGAGCUGUGGAGAACAUUAUUUCCUGUGCCGAGCUCAUACCAUUUCUGGAGUUGAAAUGGCUUGUGGAUUUCUUUUUAAGUAGUGGAAGAAAAAUACAAGUGCUACAGUACUUGUGUUGGAGACAUAAAAAACAGAUUUAAACUAACAAACUCCUAAGCAGCCUGCCUUUGGGAUGAUGUCUUGUAGUUGAACAAAUGGAGUCCAUAAACUGAACAGCAGGUGUUAGUGGCAAUCACUCUAUUUUUGUAGCAACUUGAGCAAACGUUCACUUGUAAGUGGUUUUCACUGUUUUCACCACCCACUUCUCUAAAAAAAUGUAGGUAUUAUCUCUCAAUCACAGCCCUAUUAAAUUCAUUCUUCUGGGCCUGAUUAACACGUGAUUUUGGCUAAUAGACUGCCUUGUAAAGCGAUGCUGAAGAAGGUGGUGAAGUACUUGCAGCACUUUCAGAAUUCCUAGGGCACCUCCCACUUAAUAACUCCUUCGUUACAACAGAGCUUAAUUUAUUUGUUCUGGUUUGUUACAAAGCUAAUCUGCAUUUCUUUUUUGAUGAUGACUUCCCAAUUCUCAAGCUUCAAGGACAGAUUUCCCCCAUGACAAAUACCAAACAGCUACAGCAAGCCUUUAGAACACAGUAGCCCUAUGAAAACUCUUAUCUUUGUGAAAAAGAAUUUUGAGAUACUCUGUUAAACUUAGUAUAGCCCAUCUACAGUGUUUAAGAAAGGUGGCUGUCAUCUGCCAAGAAAAAAAAAAAAGCAGAAGGCUGUUAUUUUGAAAAAUUAUUUUCUCUGAAGAGUCACCAUAAUGCUGCACUGCCCCGGGCUGCAGUGUUCAGUGAAUUCCCAAGAAGCAAACGACUCUGCCUGCUUUGCCUCCAUUUUCUGCUCCACAAGUGGGAAGGAACACCGCUGUUCAAACACACGCUAGGAAACAAAGCUUUGUGGAAACAAUCUGAACCAGGGGCUGGGCCUUCACAGGGAGUGAAGUCACAGCGACUGCGAGGAUUUUGAGGUUUGUUGUUCUGCCAGCAACAGCACUGCAGGGUGUACCCAUUUCUAAAGGGAUGGAGGUGUGGGAGAGCACAGUGCUGAAUGCCACCUCCCUGCAGCUCCUUCGCCAGCCUGCCAGGUGCUGCCCAAGUCCUGCUCUGCUGCAGGCAGCGUGGCCUGGGGCUACCCAGCAAAGAGGAGCAAGUAAGAAAAACAGGCUGAAAGGGGCAGGAAAGCUGGAGGGAACUGUGAGUGAUCAAGGCUGUUGUAACUCCAGGAUCCUGCAUAUAAUCACCACACUGUCCCUAGGCCUGGGCGCAGAGCGGCUAACAUAGAGGAACGCUUCCCUCCCUGCCGAGCGCUCGAACCAGUCCACCGUGUCAGGAAAACAUGCUAAAAAGGGGAGCGUGCAGGUGGAUUUGCAAUAAUAAAACUAGUCUGAUGUCAGUAAGAACCAAACCUCAUCAGGCUGCAGUGAGGACAGCUGCUCCAGCACAGGUCCUGCACAGACAGCCCUGCCAGCAGAACGGCCCAGCAAGGCCACAGGGAGCCCCUCCUGCUCUGACCUGCUGCAGGGCCACUCCUCACACUGCUGGCCAUUUCACCCCUUUGGAAAUCCCCUUUUCCCGAGGCGCUGCUGCUGGGCCCAGCUGUGCCUCUGCAGCCAUGUGACAGCCCAGCCUCUCCUCACAGAGCCCAGCAGGACAGACACCACUACCGCUGGUAAUGUGCUGCGUGCACAGAGACUGAAUGGGCACCUGGCCAUAAGAAAGACAGAAAUUGGUUCCAUUGAGUUUCCAUGGUAUCACUGCCUCCAUAAGUGCUGUGUGCGUGUUUGGAAGUGGAGUAGGGCAUCCUAACCGAGGUCGCGAGGCCUUACUGCACCAGAGGUCACUGCAAAAGAAUUAACUGCGGAAGCACCUGCUUGGUCUUAGCAAAACCCACAGCACGUGACAUCUAUUGAGUUCGAAUGUGCUGUAGAAGUGCUAAAUCUCACUAGAACUCUUCUGAUAAGCCAUGAAUUAUCCUGAUCUUUCCUUUGGUGAAGACGCCAUAAGGAAGACUGAGGAAUUGUAGUGAUCUGGCGGGAAGAGCAGCAGCUGCCUUCUCACCUCACGGGCACAGUCUGUAGCAGUAGCUGGUGAACAGAGACCGAGGGGAAAGUGUACAGUGUUUGUGUUUUUAUGAAGGCAGCAAUCAGCUUUUUGUAUUUGUGACAGGACUGGUGGAGUCCAGAUUGUGUAUUUAUUUUAUCAUAAACACUUUCUAAGAAAAGCAAAAAAAAUCAUAAGCACCAUUUAGUAAAAUGCAGUGUUGCAUUUUUACAGUUUUUCAUCACAUAGGGAAAUAAAAUACACUGUCAUCAUGCUUCCAAUUCUUUUCAUGGGACGUAUGACUGUUACGGUACUUAUUUAUGUACUUGUAUCACUUCAACCUGGUUUUAUAAGUUAAUAAACUCUAAAGUUGUUAAAAAA
Molecule: messenger RNA, 4601 nt
Organism: Tympanuchus pallidicinctus (lesser prairie-chicken)
Lineage: Eukaryota; Metazoa; Chordata; Aves; Galliformes; Phasianidae
Gene: CHRDL1
Product: chordin like 1
Exons: 13
Coding region: 408-1778 (456 amino acids)
Molecular function (GO): protein binding
Source: RefSeq, a predicted model, not a curated record